CAGGAAGUGCUUUAGACACGUGUGGUGUGUGAAGAAGAAAAUACGAGAUGUCUGCCCUGGACAGAGUAAUAAAGCCUAAAACAAGGAGAUCAAAGAGAUUCUUGGAACAGAGGGGACCCAAACUUAAUGAAAAUGACAAAAGUGCUAUGCUCAUCAAAGGAGGCAAUGCUAGCAAUACUGUGACACAAGCCCUAAAGGAUCUGCAUUCUUUAAAAAAGCCAUCUUGUGUCUUAUAUAAAAAAAAAAAUAUGACAAGACCCUUUGAAGAUCAGACAUCAGUGGAAUUUUUCUCGAAGAAAUCAGACUGCUCGCUCUUUGUGUUUGGUUCCCAUAACAAGAAACGCCCAAACAACCUGAUCUUUGGUCGUAUGUAUGAUUUCCAUGUGCUGGAUAUGGUUGAGCUAGGAAUGGAGAAAUAUGUGUCCUUAAAGGAGUUUAAGAAUUGCAAAUGCCCUGAAGGCACCAAACCUCUGGUGAUAUUUGCUGGAGAUGCAUUUGAAAUGAAUGAAGAUUACAGGCGCUUGAAAAGCCUCUUCAUAGACUUCUUUAGAGGACCAACAGUGUCUGGUAUACGUCUGGCUGGGUUGGAGCAUAUAUUGCAUUUCACAGCAGUGGAUGGGAAGAUUUAUAUGCGCAGCUACAAAGUGUUAAUGAAGAAGUCUGGGUGCAGAACCCCCAGGAUAGAACUAGAAGAAAUGGGACCUUCAUUUGAUUUUGUGAUGAGAAGGACCCACCUUGCUUCUGAUGAUCUAUACAAGCUGGCGAUGAAACGUCCUAAAGCCCUGCAGGCAAAGAAGAAGAAAAACAUCUCACAUGAUACUUUUGGUACACAAUAUGGCCGAAUCCACAUGCAAAAACAGGAUCUGGGUAAAUUGCAGACCCGUAAAGUUAAGGCACUGAAGAAGAGGCCAGCAGAGAAGAUUACAGAAGCGAGUGAACACAAAAACACGAAAAGGAGGAAAAGCAACUGAAUUGGGCUAUUGUUAGUAUUUCAGGACUGUUGAUCCUUUAAGCAUGCCUUUUUACAGGACUUAUACACUGGGUU
This is a messenger RNA of Nanorana parkeri, 1045 nucleotides long. It is a transcript of the gene RPF2, whose product is annotated as ribosome production factor 2 homolog. Gene Ontology annotation, biological process: ribosomal large subunit assembly; maturation of LSU-rRNA from tricistronic rRNA transcript (SSU-rRNA, 5.8S rRNA, LSU-rRNA). The coding region runs from base 48 to 971 and encodes 307 amino acids. NCBI's taxonomy places the organism in Eukaryota, Metazoa, Chordata, Amphibia, Anura, Dicroglossidae. Gene Ontology annotation, cellular component: nucleolus. Gene Ontology annotation, molecular function: rRNA binding. The transcript is spliced from 10 exons. The record is from RefSeq and is a predicted model, not a curated record.